Molecule: messenger RNA, 2513 nt
Organism: Gopherus evgoodei (Goodes thornscrub tortoise)
Lineage: Eukaryota; Metazoa; Chordata; Testudines; Testudinidae
Gene: CD320
Product: CD320 molecule
Exons: 5
Coding region: 544-1155 (203 amino acids)
Cellular component (GO): plasma membrane
Molecular function (GO): protein binding
Source: RefSeq, a predicted model, not a curated record
GAGACUGAACGGUUUAAUGCUUCAACACACCUUGGAUUUGUGUCGGGAAAUGUAAGAAAGCGAGAGAGAGCCCAAAGGCCUGCCCACACUACCAUCUGACUGCAAUGCAGCCGCACAGAAAUCAGUCCCAUUUCGUUUUGCCUUGUCCUGUCCCUGGCAGGAAAGCCCACGUCACAUGCAGCCACAGAAACUAAGCAGAUUGUUGCUGCCCUCCACGAGCUUGUCCUGCAGCAACCAGACCAGCUGCUUCCUUCUCUCGUGCAGCGUGACUCGCAGGCUGCAGCUGAGCCAGCGCCUCCAUGGCUGCAGGCUGAAAUCCGGGCAAAGGGUGGGGCAGGCACGAGCCACACCGCACAGCCGCUGCAGGGCACUGAAUAAUUCCCGCUCGCCUCCUGCGCAUGCGUUCUAUUUGGACGGGGGAGGGUGAACCCUCGGCUCCUGCCUCGCGCAUGCGUCUUCCCUGGACUGCCCCGCCUUCUUCCUCUGUCGCGCAUGCGCCGCAGCUCGGCGUGGACGCGCUCUGUCUGACCCUGUGCGGGCGGCAUGUCGCCGCUUCUCGCGCUGCUCCUGAGGCAGCUGCUGGCCGCGGGGCUGGAGUCGCCGGCGGGGAACGCGUCCGGCCUGCCGUGCAGCCCCCACGCAGAGCACUGCUGGACCCCCCGGCACGUCCGCAGCCUGCCCCAGGAGCGCUUCUGCGAUGGCCGCCCGGACUGCCCGGACCGCGCGGAUGAAUCAGCGGAGACCUGUCUGCACCCGGGAGUCCCGCCUGCCCCUGCCUGCCCCUGCCUGUUCCAGUGUGCCGAGGGGGCCGAGUGCUUCCCAUCCGCCUGGGUGUGUGACGGCCACGCGGACUGCGAGGAUGGGCAGGAUGAGCGGGAAUGCGGGCCCGACUCCCCUGGGACUUCCCUGGCGCCGAGCACUGCCAGGACAGAGAAUCCAGCGAUCUCCAAACCUGGGAAACCUGUGUUGUCUAAGACGCGAGGCCCCUUGUGCGUGAGAGCUGCUUUUGUGCUCCUGAGCGUGCUGGUGGCUGCAGGCUGCACUGUUAGAUGGGGCCAAUUCAGAGGAAAGAACAACUUCUCCAUCUUCAGCCUCAAGAAAGCUUCCAAAGAGCAGCUAGCGCUAGACAGGAGACCUUCGGACUCGUUUCCUUGAUGGGAAGUUGCAGUGCUGUAAGUUGGGACCUAGUGCGGUGGUCCUCAUCACACUCCCCCCAAAUGCUGAUUGCACAAUUUCUGGGACAAGUUUUCUGGGGUUUGACUGGGUGACAGUUACACUGGAAUAAUCAAGGACUCUUCCUUUGGCACAGGGAGUUUAGAUUGUGGGAUUAUAGUGGCAAUGGGGAAUCAGAAAAAUGAUUGUCACUCGUGCUCUAAAAUCAACCCUACAAGAAUGUGAUGGAAACGCUUGGAAUAUCACAACGGGUCAUCCAUUUCUCCCAUUGUAGACACAACUCUUCUUCCCCCCCCUUCUCCUCCCCCCCCUCCCCCAAUGUGGGUUAUUCCACAAGAUACUACUUGCUGGAAUAGCUCUGGCCAGUGCACUAUGUAGCCUCUGCAGUACGUUUGUCUGCUCUCCCUUCCAUGUCCAGCCGGGAGUCCACUGAAAACUACCUCUUCCUACCAUGCCAUAUCUUGCCUGUAAGCAUAGCUGUUUGCUCCUGUUCCAGGGUAGGCCGUUCCAUUCUACACACCUGUGAAGGGCCAAGCUCAAAGUGACAUGGGUAUAUAAUUUAUAUCCCCGAGGAUACUGCUCAUAUUUGUAAGCCAUGAGCUCAAACUUCAUGUACCAGAAGCUCUUAAAACAUCAUUGACUGCAGGAGAACUGUCAAGGAGAUGGAAAAAUGAAGAGUCUCCUGUAUGCUUCGCUUUGCAGUGGCCCCUAGGCACAGCACAGGCCAUUCUGGACCUGAGUGUUGCUUUUACCUGUGAGUAGUCUUGGUCUCAAAGGUCAGCUAGUAGCUGUGCCUUCGUUUCAGAUCUUGGUCAGUACAACAUUUUUUCAUGAACUGUUAUUAAAGAAGUGUAAAACACUAGUACUGUAGAGAAAACGGUUCCAGUGUAGAAACCUGGUGCUGGUGGAGGGUGAGCACUGUCUUGUCCCUUUAAUCUAUUGUUGACAUUCAAGACCUAUUGUAUUAUUUGCACAGAUGCUUGCUCAAUACAUGCACAGAUGGUAGAAGCUUGCUGCCCUGUUGGCUGAAUGUGAUGCCUUACAGGUGGUGGUUCUGCUUGCAGGGCAUACACUCCAGCCAGCAGCCUCCGAGGGCGGGAAUCCCUGGGGGUUUGUAUAGUGGGUACAUGUGCAUACGUAAUAUGAGAGAGUUUGUAAGAGGUAUGACAUAUUUAGAAUCUUGGCUCUUCCCAGCAUUGGAAUAGAGCACUAGCGCGAGGCUGAACCCCUGAGGGCUCAAUGUGCUGCAUUCUGUACAGUGGACAAAGAACCACAGUUGGCAAUUGGGUGGGUGCUGAAUGACCAUGGGGGAAUUAAAGAUCUUUUGAUGGCUUCCUGGA